Messenger RNA from Oreochromis niloticus (Nile tilapia), 4238 nucleotides. Its product is annotated as receptor-type tyrosine-protein phosphatase eta. The transcript is spliced from 18 exons. Bases 162 to 4238 code for a protein of 1358 amino acids. The record is from RefSeq and is a predicted model, not a curated record. Gene Ontology annotation, molecular function: protein binding. NCBI's taxonomy places the organism in Eukaryota, Metazoa, Chordata, Actinopteri, Cichliformes, Cichlidae.
ACUUGAUGUAGCAACGGUUUGACUCAGUUGUUAGAAGAUAGUCCACUGGUUGUCUGUUUGUUUUUUUGUUGUUUUUUUUGCAAGCGAAAGGGAAGUUUGGACAUGAAAGUGCUACGCGAGUAGAAAAAGCACUAGAAUCCGUUCUCCCAGCGUGCGGCAUCAUGAAGCCGUUACUGCGCUUCAGCGUCCCUCUGUGGACUCUUCUGGUCUUCAGCGCCUUCCUCAAGAGCACCCACACACAAGCUACCUCAAAUUGUGCAACAGGAAUAUUAAAUAUAAUCACCACAACAACAAACGUCACCUUUCAACUUAAACCAAAUUGUAGCUUAACAGUUGAGAAUAAUACCUCUGGAAAUUGUUUAAUAACUGGUCUGAUUCCUGGAGCUGUCUAUCAAAUUGUCUUAAACUGUUCAGGCUCCUGCAGUGUGUCACAAAUCACAACAAAGACAGAAACGAUCAGUUUAACAGUCACUAAUAUCACAACAUCCUCUAUGUUUGUGAGCUGGACUAAACCAGUGGGAAUGAGCUCCUUCUAUAAAGUACAGUGGACAGGUGGAGGAACAAGUGGCUCUAUAAAUGGCUAUGAGACGUUGUAUAAUAUUGCUAACCUGACUGCUGGUGUCCAGUAUGAAAUAACUGUCACUGCAGUGGCUGGUGAUGGUUAUACUGAAGGACAGAGUGCUACUGUCACCAAGUACACAAAACCCGAAAAAGUGAAGACGCUUACUGUCAGUGAAAUCAGGACAUCCUCUAUAUUUCUGAAUUGGACUGACCCACAGGGUGAAAGGUCUUUAUAUAGAGUAGAGUGGACAGAUGGAACAAUAAAAAACAAUAAGACUGUCACUGAAACUAAAGUAAAUGUCACUGAGCUGACUCCUGGAGUGUGCUACACUUUCACUGUCACAGCAGUGGCUGGAGAUAACAGAACAGAAAGUGACGUAGCAACACUUUCUCUAUACACAAAGCCUGAAGUAGUCACGAGUCUCUCUGCUGCUAAUAUUACAACGUCAUCUAUCUUUGUGAGCUGGACUAAACCAGUGGGAAACAGCUCCUUCUAUAAAGUACAGUGGACAGGUGGAGGAAGGAACUUCUCUGUAAAUGUCUAUGAGACGUUGUAUAAUAUUGCUAACCUGACUGCUGGUGUCCAGUAUGAAAUAACUGUCACUGCAGUGGCUGGUGAUAAUUAUACUGAAGGACAGAGUGCUACUGUCACCAAGUACACAAAACCCGAAAAAGUGAAGACGCUUACUGUCAGUGAAAUCAGGACAUCCUCUAUAUUUCUGAAUUGGACUGACCCACAGGGUGAAAGGUCUUUAUAUAGAGUAGAGUGGACAGAUGGAACAAUAAAAAACAAUAAGACUGUCACUGAAACUAAAGUAAAUGUCACUGAGCUGACUCCUGGAGUGUGCUACACUUUCACUGUCACAGCAGUGGCUGGAGAUAACAGAACAGAAAGUGACAUAGCAACACUUUCUAAAUGCACAAAGCCUGAAGUAGUCACGAGUCUCUCUGCUGCUAAUAUUACAACAUCAUCUAUCUUUGUGAGCUGGACUAAACCAGUGGGAAACAGCUCCUUCUAUAAAGUACAGUGGACAGGUGGAGGAAGGAACUUCUCUGUAAAUGUCUAUGAGACGUUGUAUAAUAUUGCUAACCUGACUGCUGGUGUCCAGUAUGAAAUAACUGUCACUGCAGUGGCUGGUGAUAAUUAUACUGAAGGACAGAGUGCUACUGUCACCAAGUACACAAAACCCGAAAAAGUGAAGACGCUUACUGUCAGUGAAAUCAGGACAUCCUCUAUAUUUCUGAAUUGGACUGACCCACAGGGUGAAAGGUCUUUAUAUAGAGUAGAGUGGACAGAUGGAACAAUAAAAAACAAUAAGACUGUCACUGAAACUAAAGUAAAUGUCACUGAGCUGACUCCUGGAGUGUGCUACACUUUCACUGUCACAGCAGUGGCUGGAGAUAACAGAACAGAAAGUGACGUAGCAACACUUUCUAAAUGCACAAAGCCUGAAGUAGUCACGAGUCUCUCUGCUGCUAAUAUUACAACAUCAUCUAUCUUUGUGAGCUGGACUAAACCAGUGGGAAACAGCUCCUUCUAUAAAGUACAGUGGACAGGUGGAGGAAGGAACUUCUCUGUAAAUGUCUAUGAGACGUUGUAUAAUAUUGCUAACCUGACUGCUGGUGUCCAGUAUGAAAUAACUGUCACUGCAGUGGCUGGUGAUAAUUAUACUGAAGGACAGAGUGCUACUGUCACCAAGUACACAAAACCCGAAAAAGUGAAGACGCUCACUGUCAGUGAAAUCAGGACAUCCUCUAUAUUUCUGAAUUGGACUGACCCACAGGGUGAAAGGUCUUUAUAUAGAGUAGAGUGGACAGAUGGAACAAUAAAAAACAAUAAGACUGUCACUGAAACUAAAGUAAAUGUCACUGAGCUGACUCCUGGAGUGUGCUACACUUUCACUGUCACAGCAGUGGCUGGAGAUAACAGAACAGAAAGUGACGUAGCAACACUUUCUAAAUGCACAAAGCCUGAAGUAGUCACGAGUCUCUCUGCUGCUAAUAUUACAACAUCAUCUAUCUUUGUGAGCUGGACUAAACCAGUGGGAAACAGCUCCUUCUAUAAAGUACAGUGGACAGGUGGAGGAAGGAACUUCUCUGUAAAUGUCUAUGAGACGUUGUAUAAUAUUGCUAACCUGACUGCUGGUGUCCAGUAUGAAAUAACUGUCACUGCAGUGGCUGGUGAUGGUUAUACUCAAGGACAGAGUGCCACUGUCACCAAGUACACAAAACCCGAAAAAGUGAAGACGCUCACUGUCAGUGAAAUCAGGACAUCCUCUAUAUUUCUGAAUUGGACUGACCCACAGGGUGAAAGGUCUUUAUAUAGAGUAGAGUGGACAGAUGGAACAAUAAAAAACAAUAAGACUGUCACUGAAACUAAAGUAAAUGUCACUGAGCUGACUCCUGGAGUGUGCUACACUUUCACUGUCACAGCAGUGGCUGGAGAUAACAGAACAGAAAGUGACGUAGCAACACUUUCUAAAUGCACAAAGCCUGAAGUAGUCACGAGUCUCUCUGCUGCUAAUAUUACAACAUCAUCUAUCUUUGUGAGCUGGACUAAACCAGUGGGAAACAGCUCCUUCUAUAAAGUACAGUGGACAGGUGGAGGAAGGAACUUCUCUGUAAAUGUCUAUGAGACGUCGUAUAAUAUUGCUAACCUGACUGCUGGUGUCCAGUAUGAAAUAACUGUCACUGCAGUGGCUGGUGAUGGUUAUACUCAAGGACAGAGUGCCACUGUCACCAAGUACACAAAACCCGAAAAAGUGAAGACGCUUACUGUCAGUGAAAUCAGGACAUCCUCUAUAUUUCUGAAUUGGACUGACCCACAGGGUGAAAGGUCUUUAUAUAGAGUAGAGUGGACAGAUGGAACAAUAAAAAACAAUAAGACUGUCACUGAAACUAAAGUAAAUGUCACUGAGCUGACUCCUGGAGUGUGCUACACUUUCACUGUCACAGCAGUGGCUGGAGAUAACAGAACAGAAAGUGACAUAGCAACACUUUCUAAAUGCACAAAGCCUGAAGUAGUCACGAGUCUCUCUGCUGCUAAUAUUACAACAUCAUCUAUCUUUGUGAGCUGGACUAAACCAGUGGGAAACAGCUCCUUCUAUAAAGUACAGUGGACAGGUGGAGGAAGGAACUUCUCUGUAAAUGUCUAUGAGACGUUGUAUAAUAUUGCUAACCUGACUGCUGGUGUCCAGUAUGAAAUAACUGUCACUGCAGUGGCUGGUGAUGGUUAUACUGAAGGACAGAGUGCUACUGUCACCAAGUACACAAAGCCUGAAGUAGUCACGAGUCUCUCUGCUGCUAAUAUUACAACAUCAUCUAUCUUUGUGAGCUGGACUAAACCAGUGGGAAACAGCUCCUUCUAUAAAGUACAGUGGACAGGUGGAGGAAGGAACUUCUCUGUAAAUGUCUAUGAGACGUUGUAUAAUAUUGCUAACCUGACUGCUGGUGUCCAGUAUGAAAUAACUGUCACUGCAGUGGCUGGUGAUGGUUAUACUGAAGGACAGAGUGCUACUGUCACCAACUGUUGUGCAACCAGCGUACCACACAGGGAUGGCGUGCACCAGCACUCUCUCGAUAGUGGCACGGUAGAAGGACACGAGGAGGUCAGUCUGCAGCCUGCUCCAUCUCAAAACCCUCAAGAAACGGAGGCGCUGCUGGGCUUUCUUCACUAG